This is a messenger RNA of Solanum dulcamara, 393 nucleotides long. RefSeq lists its product as uncharacterized. The record is from RefSeq and is a predicted model, not a curated record. The transcript has a single exon. Bases 1 to 393 code for a protein of 130 amino acids. NCBI's taxonomy places the organism in Eukaryota, Viridiplantae, Streptophyta, Magnoliopsida, Solanales, Solanaceae.
AUGAAGAAAUUGAACAAGGAUUGGGAUGCAGCAUCUAAACGAAGGAUGAAUCAAGUAAAUGAGCUCGAUGAGUUUUGCCUAAAUGCAUAUGAAAGCGCAUCCUUGUACAAAGAGCAAAUAAAGAAAUACCAUGACCAAAAGAUUGAAAAGCGAACAUUUGCACCCGAAGACUUAGUCCUUCUUUUCAACUCAAGGAUGUAUUUAUUUUCUGGCAAACACAAAUCAAAAUGGUUUGGACCACUUCGAGUGAGUCAAGUUCUUUCACAUGGUGCAGUUGAGUUAGAGAAGAAAGAUGGCAUGAAUUUUAAACUAAAUGAUCAAAGAAUCAAAGCAUACAUGGGCACAGAAGAUGAAAUCAAAACUGUGGAAGGAUGGAAGCUUAGUGAAGAAUGA